Messenger RNA from Magallana angulata, 2233 nucleotides. RefSeq names its product neuronal acetylcholine receptor subunit alpha-7-like. The record is from RefSeq and is a predicted model, not a curated record. Lineage: Eukaryota; Metazoa; Mollusca; Bivalvia; Ostreida; Ostreidae. Gene Ontology annotation, molecular function: extracellular ligand-gated monoatomic ion channel activity; neurotransmitter receptor activity; transmembrane signaling receptor activity. Gene Ontology annotation, biological process: monoatomic ion transmembrane transport; regulation of membrane potential; chemical synaptic transmission. Gene Ontology annotation, cellular component: membrane; neuron projection; synapse. The coding region runs from base 566 to 1879 and encodes 437 amino acids. The transcript has a single exon.
CUAUACAUAAAGCGAUCUACUGGUAUUAUAUAACUGCGCUGAUGUUUGAUAGCACCCCAGAUAUAUUGAUAUUUUGAUCCUUUGUUUUUUUCUUAUUUUCCAGUCACCGAGUAAUUAGCAGAUUGAUGUUUACAUUAUUAUUUUUUCCGAUGGUGCUAUUAAUGAGACCUCUUACACAAGGACACUACUAAAAUGUUGAUCAUAAGGACGUUAAUAAACAUUAAAAGACAGAGAGAAGGACAGCGAGCUCUUACUUCUUCUGUAAUGAAUGAUCAUUAAGCGAGAUCAAUUCUACCGUUCCAAGAAAGGAACUCACUUUCUGUAGGGCAGGAUGUCACAUGACUGUAAUUGAUGGCUGAUCGGGACAUUAUGACCUAUAAUAAAGAAAACAAAUUAAAAACUCUCCUUUAAAAGGGGAUAAUUGGAUCAUCCUAAAGUUGCGCAAGAUUCUUAGAUCUUGGUCUUUUACGCUGGUGGCUUAAUGGACUAGGUAAUGCGUCUGGCGACUUCUUCAGACUAAGUUUGCAAGAAAAUCGUUGUCUGGGUGCCUCAGAUACAAGUGAGGAUGGCAGGGUGGUGGGUAGCUGUCCUGGCGGUGGUUCUACUGGUCCGUGUGUCUGUGUGUACCGACGCCAGGGUCCUAGAAAGCAGGCUCCUGUCUAACUACAGCGCCAUCAUCAAGCCGCGGAGGGACCAGAGUCAGUCUGUGCUGGUCAACAUCACGUUCACCAUGAACUCGCUGAGGACGGUGGAAGAGAGGUAUCAGUUUAUCACGUUCAUGGGCUGGUUCAUGGUCAUUUGGCGGGACGACUUCUUGGUGUGGGACGAGCGGGAGUUCGGGGGACUUAAGUCCGUCAACAUCCCGUACAACAAGGUCUGGGUGCCUGACGUCAGCAUGUACUUCUCCGAGACCAACACCCAUGACCUGGGGAUCAACCCGUUCGUGUCUGUGUUCUCUAACGGGGUUGUGAUGUGGUUCCCCGGGGACCAGUACACCAUUGAGUGUCUGCUUGACAUCCAAAAGUUCCCCUUUGACAAACAGUCGUGCGAGCUUCGAAUAGCCGCCUGGCAAACCACAGACUGGAUGCAGAAACUGGUCCCCAUAAAGCGGGAAAACGAAAUGGCACACUUGUCGGAAAAUGGCGAAUGGGAGGUGAUGGGGAUCGAUAUGAGGUCGGUUUUUAUCCGGGAAUUCAACAUGACGGAGGUGCGCUACACGCUGGUGAUGCGCAGGCGCCCUCUGUACGCGCUGAUCAGUACGGUGUUUCCGGUGGUCCUCCUGGCAGUCCUCAAUUCCUUAGCUCAUAGUCUUCCCGUCACUUCCGGUGAGAGGAUGACAUAUUGUCUGACUGUGUUACUCGCUUUUACUGUAUUUCUUACCCUGUUUGAGGAAAACAUGCCGCGGAAAUCCACAAACAUCCCGUUUUUGUCUUUGUAUCUCUGUGUGCAUCUUAUUUCCAGCGUCCUCUCUAUUUUUAUAUCAAUCAUAGUCAUCAGAGACCGACAUUUAGUUGUUAGGGCAGCGAACAUGUUUCAUAGGGAGUCUGUGCAUCAAAAUGUUUACGAAAACGAUGCUUUUCAAGAAUCGGUCGUAGAAGUUAAUCAUAAAGUAUCGAAGAAGGUAGAGAAUGAUGAUACAGCAAAAACUGAUGAAAACUGUCACAAAACGCGGAUCGACGUCGAGACAGAAAAAAAUGAGCGUCCUCAUGAUGUAUCAAGUAUGGCGAAUAAUCCGUCCAAUGGCAAGUCCUGCUUGUGUUAUAACCGCCUAUUGAAGAGGUAUGAGAUUUGUAACAGGGUGGACAAACUAAUGAUGAAAAUCAGCGUGUCUUUCACCCUGGUCAGUACCGUGGCACUCGCCUUGUCUUUCUGUCUGUAGAUUUUGCUUCCACUUCUGGCUAAUUGAAGCAGACUGACAGAAGACAGACAGACAAACAUAAUUUUGUUCUGUCGGUGGUGAAUGACUGGUACACAGUCGCGACAGUCGGAGAAACACCUGAAGCGACGUACGACGUUUUACACAGCAUGCUAUUAACGAAACCAGUAACUAUUUGUGGCUUUUGCAGAAACCGUGAUAGAAUACCAACAUCGUUUUGCUAGUUUUUGUUUAUGCGUGUGGUUACAAUUCUGUUUAUUAUAUCUGACUUGGCUGAUAUUUUCUCCGUGCUGUAGGUCUCUUAUUCUUUUACAGACGUCUCAGCUUUUAUAUAUACCACUGAGCAUUACGCUUCGA